AUCACUCCAAGUAUAGAACUGAGUAACUGAUUCCUAACUAUAUAUAAAAGUUCGUGUUUACUAGUAUCCAUCAUGGUGAAGGAUAGGCUUCAGGAGAUGAAAAAGAAACACGAGGAGUUUGAAAGUGAAGAACUGAAGAAGAAACGUAAGAAAAAGGAAAAAGAAACCAUGAAAACAACAAUAGCAGGAUUUCAAGAUAAAGUUCAUGGUAUUGAAGAAAGGCUGAAAAGUUUGAAGAAAGAUGCUGAUGAAGUGAAAAAAUUACAAAGUAAUUUGUAUUGUUCACCAUUUGUAACUUCCAAGGACUUGCAAAAAAUGGAGCAUAUGUCGGACCAGAUCCUAACAGAUUCUAUAAAGAUUCGUAAAGAUAUUGAGUUACUGGCCGCUGAAACAACAACAGAAUCACAAGAGGCAUCACUGAUAACUUCUGGGACACAUCAAAGAGUUCACAUGACUCAGAUUGACCGAUUAUCACAGGAAUUGAAAAAGGUCACGAACGAUUUUGCAGCAAAUCAAGCAGACUACUUGGAUAAAACAAAAGCACGAUUUAAACGUCAGAUGCAAAUAGCAACAAAUGGUAAUGAACCAGACAAUAUAGACAUGAAUUUCCAGAACCAGGCCAUGUUCACAGGGGGUUUCUUGAUGGAAAUGCAAAAAGCAAAAGGAGAUUUACAAGCAAUGCAGGAACGUGAACAAGUUCUCCAUGAUAUUGAAGGUCAGAUUCAUGAGGUUAACAAAUUAUUCAAGGAAAUGCAUGUGUUAGUUGCUGAGCAAGGGGAGACAAUUGAUACCAUAGAAAAUCAUGUUGAACGUACUGUUGCCGAUGUAGAAUCUGGCAAGAAAGACUUAGGGGAAGCCGAAAAAAACCAGAAAAAGGCUAGGAAAAAAAGGUGCAUUUGUAUUAUAAUAUUAGCUGUUGUUAUAGCAAUUAUCAUUGGAAUUGUGGCAGCCAUUAUUGCCCAAAGUACUGGUGGAGAUUAAGGCUGGUUACAGAUAUAUAGAACACAUCAUGAAA
This is a messenger RNA of Ylistrum balloti, 1015 nucleotides long. RefSeq names its product syntaxin-like. The transcript has a single exon. Gene Ontology annotation, molecular function: SNARE binding; SNAP receptor activity. Lineage: Eukaryota; Metazoa; Mollusca; Bivalvia; Pectinida; Pectinidae. Gene Ontology annotation, biological process: vesicle fusion; vesicle-mediated transport; intracellular protein transport. Bases 73 to 981 code for a protein of 302 amino acids. The record is from RefSeq and is a predicted model, not a curated record. Gene Ontology annotation, cellular component: SNARE complex; endomembrane system; membrane.